This is a messenger RNA of Trametes versicolor FP-101664 SS1, 612 nucleotides long. RefSeq lists its product as uncharacterized. Gene Ontology annotation, molecular function: bis(5'-nucleosyl)-tetraphosphatase (asymmetrical) activity. NCBI's taxonomy places the organism in Eukaryota, Fungi, Basidiomycota, Agaricomycetes, Polyporales, Polyporaceae. Bases 1 to 612 code for a protein of 203 amino acids. The record is from RefSeq and is a predicted model, not a curated record. The transcript has 2 exons. Gene Ontology annotation, biological process: ATP biosynthetic process; AMP biosynthetic process.
AUGCCGACCCUAUACUAUGUGGUCAAGAACGUCUUCACGCGAAGACGCCGCACGCAGUCACAAUUCACCUCGUCCCAGUUCGUCCUAUCCGCGGGGGCCAUCUCUUUCGAAUUCGUAGAGGACAGGCCAGAGAAGGUUCUCCUAGUGCACUACACGCGCAAAAACGAGUGGCUACUCGCGAAAGGCCGGAAAGAUCAAGGUGAAGACCUCGCCGCCACAGCCAUUCGGGAAGUCUUCGAAGAGACUGGGUACCGAUGCCAUAUACACCCCGUGCCUCGACUUCCGACGCGGGCUCCCCCUCCUGUCGAUCCCUCCGCGAUUGCGUUCCAGUCGGAUAUUGUCAGAAUCGUGGAAGGUGGCACGGAGCCGUUCAUGAUCACGAUUCGACCUACCAGCCUCAGCGAGGCGAAGCUUAUAUUCUGGUACAUCGGCAGCGUCGACAUCGCUGCGAGCGGGCAGGAAAGCGCACCAUCGGCUCCGGAACGCGGAACCCACAUGGCCUUGGAGGGCUUUGGAGAAGCCGGGCUCUAUCCUAUCGAGGAGGCCCUCCAAAUGCUGACAUACGAAGGCGAUCGCGAUCUGGUGCGCACGGCGGUAAACAUCCUCACCUAG